Messenger RNA from Moesziomyces aphidis, 3387 nucleotides. The record is from the annotation of a GenBank genome assembly. NCBI's taxonomy places the organism in Eukaryota, Fungi, Basidiomycota, Ustilaginomycetes, Ustilaginales, Ustilaginaceae.
AUGGCCACUGGCUUGCGAGGCGCAUGGCAAGCGGCGAUCGCUCCUCCGCGUCGGAGUCUCGCCACCUCGUCCGCGCUGCUCGCCGCCGCUGCGAGCGACAAGAAGCGCAUCGCGGUGCUUGGCGGUGGCAUUGCAGGAUUGACCUCCGCCUACCGUCUCGCGCAGCAGCUACCUCAAGACAGAUACGAUGUGGUCCUGCUUGAACAGCAGAGCCGCCUCGGCGGCUGGAUCCAGUCCGAACGAAUCAGCCUGCCCUCGGACGCAUCGACGUCGCCAAGCCCCACAGCGCUCGUGGAGAUGGGACCGCGCAGCAUCCGUCCUGCAGGCUACUCUGGGCUGGUGAUGCUUCAGCUCGUCCAAUCGCUUGGACUGCUCGAGCGUCUUCUGCGGGUGCCCAAGACGGCGCCUUCAGCACAGAAUCGAUUCCUUUACUUCCCGGACAAGCUCGCCAAGCUGCCCAGCAGCAUCCCCUCGCUUCUUUCCGCCCUGUUCAAGCUCCCCUUCCUUCGCGCCAUCGUGCCCAGCAUCAUCCGAGAGCCGCGUGUGCCCUCGCGCUUCCUCCGACCGCGCUCCGAAUCCCAGGCCGAGAAGAAGCGGCUGCAGCAGCGCGAACUGCUCGACGACGAGAGCGUCGACUCGUUCGUCUCGCGCCGCUUCGGCAAGGGUGUCGCCGAGAACCUCGUCUCGGCUGUCAUACAUGGCAUCUAUGCAGGCGAUACGCGCAAGCUCAGCGUGCGUGCAGUGAUGCCGUUCCUGUGGGAAGCCGAGCGCGUUCAUGGCAGCGUGCUUCGCAGCAUGCUCCCCGCCAAGCGCAACAAGCGUCACCGCCCGCUGCCCGAGCCCGAAGCAGCAGCAAAGGCCGCCAAGGAAGACCGCCUCAAGCAUGUCGAGCAACAGCUGGGCAAGGAGCUUGUCGAUAGCUUCAAGGGCAUCAGCGUGUACAGCUUCCCCGAGGGCGUCCAGGAGAUCGUCGCCGCUCUCGAGCAGCGUCUCGCAGCGCUCCCCAACGUUCAGCUUCGCACGAAUGAAGGCGUUCGCGCUAUCAACAUCGACGAGUCCGGCAAGCUUAGAAUCACCACUGCGUCGGGCGAGUCUAUCGAAGCCGACCGCGUGAUCUCGAGCGUCCCAUCGUCCAAGCUCGCCGACAUCCUGCCGAGCGCCGAGCUGCCGCAUCUCAAGCACAAUCCGGCUGCCAACGUGGCGGUGGUCAACGUGGUGAUCUCGCCCAGCGCUGCUGCCGAGGCGGGUCGCGCGCUCGUGCCCGUGCAGGGCUUUGGCUACCUCAUCCCGCGCACGACGCCGGGCAACGACGACGGCAUCCUCGGCGUCGUCUUCGACAGCGAUGCGGUGCCGGACCAGGACGCGGCUGAGCCCUCGCGUCGUCCCGUCAAGCUCACAGUAAUGAUGGGGGGUGCGCACUGGGCGGGGCUCGAGCAGCUGCCGGACGAAGACGAAGUGAAGGCACGCGCGGUGCGUGCGCUCUCGCGUCAGCUCGACAUCGAUGCGCAACUGCUGCGCGACGCGAGCAAGGUGACGAUCAAGCCGACAAUGCAGCGAGAGUGCAUUCCGUGGUACCUGGUGGGGCAUCCGGUGCGCAUGGCGCAGCUGCACAAGGCGCUCGCCGGCAACGCUCAUCUGGCAAGCAGGCUCACGCUCGUCGGCGCGAGCUAUACGGGUGUCAGCCUCAACGACUGCGUUGCGUACGCCACCGAGGCAGUCGAGCAGAUUGUCGCCGCCGAGUUGCACGGUGACGAUCAGACCGUCACAGGCCUUGCGUCGUUCGCCAUCCCGCCUCCCGCUGCGCCCGCGGCAGCGAGCGCAGUGCGCCGCGUGGCACAACGCGGCACUGCAGGCCUCCCAUCGCAGGGCCUCGUUGGACCCGCAUCUUCACCGACCAUGCAGUUCGGCCGCGCACUGCACACACGACGGGCCUUCUCCACCUGUCGUGCACUGCACGAACAAGGCCAGCCUACUGCACCAGCCCCGACGACGGUUGUCGGUGAGAAAGCCAACAAGAGUCUGCGCGAGAUCCUGCUCGACAGUGUGCGCGCGUCGGGGCCGAUGACGGUCUCGACGUACAUGCGCACGUGUCUGCUGGACCCGAUGCAGGGCUACUACGCCUCGGCCAACUCGCCCGCGACGGAACGCGAGGUGCUCGGCUCGCGCGGCGACUUUAUCACCUCGCCCGAGAUCUCGCAGGUCUUUGGCGAGCUUCUGGCGAUCUUUUACCUGGCGCGCUGGCAGGCGGUCGGAUCCCCCGCCUCGACGCGGCUGGUCGAGCUCGGACCGGGUAAAGGCACGUUGUUGGCCGAUAUGCUGCGAACGUUUGCUUCGUUCCGACCGUUUAUGGCUACGCUCAAGCGGAUCCAGCUGGUGGAGACGAGUGCGGGCUUGAUGGAGCUGCAGCUGUCUGCGAUUCGAGACGCCCUGGCCGCGGCAGGUAAGCGCGUGGUAGAUGCCGAGGAAGAGGUGGGGGAAGAUGGAGUGGUGGUCGAGUGGUUCCCCAGUGUGGAUAUGGUGCCGAUUGUGGCGGAGGAGUUUAGCAUUGUGACGGCACACGAGUUUUUCGAUGCGCUGCCGACGCAUAUCUUCGAGAAGCAUGUGGACGGAAAGUUCCGCGAGGUGCUAGUGGGGAUCAAGCCCAAGAGCAGCAUUACCGUGCUGCGGCCGGGACAGGAGAUGGAGGCGCCCAAGGAGGAGCUUGGCUUUGUGCUUUCGCCGACGCCUACGCCGUGGGCGCAGAUGCUGGUGCAGAACAAUCCGCGCUUUGCAGCGCUCCAACCGGGACAGCGCGUCGAAGUGUCCCCCGAGUCGUGGGCUGUCGCACGCCGCGUAGGAGAACUGGUUGCUGGUCGACCCGCCUCGCCCCCUCGCAAUCCCGCUGCCACCGAGGAGCAGAAUCAGCAGUACGACGAAGCGGAACAGCAGCGUCUGGGAGCCAACUCGGCCGGAGGCGUGGGGUUUAUCAUCGACUACGGAGGAGACCAGGCAUACGGCGCCUCGUUCCGAGCCUUUAAACAGCACGCACUCGUCGACGUCUUCCAGUCCCCCGGUGCAGUGGAUCUGACGGUCAACGUCGACUUUUUGCAUCUCAAGUCGGCGCUGCACACGACGAAUGCACGCUACGCAGGGCCGAUCGACCAAGCCGACCUGCUUGUGGGAAUGGGUCUGCAGAUGCGAGUCGAUCGCCUGCUUCAGGGCAAAGACGACUCGGCGCGCAAGAGGAUCAUUGAUGCGGCGAACCGGUUGAUCGACGAAACCGGCAUGGGUGUCCAGUACAAGGCACUGGCGGUUGCGGCUGCCCCCGUCCCACCUGCCGAUCCAAGGACGCAAGUGCGCGAUAAAAAGCAAGACCCAGACAUGUAUCCGUUCGAGUUCGAACAGUAA